Eutrema salsugineum is the source of this 1623-nucleotide messenger RNA. RefSeq names its product magnesium transporter MRS2-2. Gene Ontology annotation, biological process: transmembrane transport; magnesium ion transport. Lineage: Eukaryota; Viridiplantae; Streptophyta; Magnoliopsida; Brassicales; Brassicaceae. The transcript is spliced from 11 exons. The record is from RefSeq and is a predicted model, not a curated record. Gene Ontology annotation, molecular function: magnesium ion transmembrane transporter activity. Gene Ontology annotation, cellular component: membrane. Bases 206 to 1474 code for a protein of 422 amino acids.
GUAACACUUUUCCGGCAAACACACAAAUCAAACCUAAAAAGCCCGAAAGAAAGAUUUGAGAAAAAUCUUUUUAAUGAAAAAGGAGCAGACAGGACUAAAAUUCGCUUUUCUGAAUCCACUAGGGUUUUGUUUCCACCGUCCAAUUCGCAUGAACACUUGAGCAAAAAGACGGCGUGGAAGUGGACGGUGAGGACUUUUUAAAGGCAUGGCGCAUAAUAACGGGUACGUGGUUCUGACGGAUCCUUCGGCGGUUGUGACGGUGAAGAAGAAGACGCCUCAAUCGUCACGGAAUUGGGUUCGUAUAGACGCGACCGGACAGAGUGAGACGCUCGAUGUCGACAAGUAUGCUAUCAUGCACCGUGUCCAGAUCCACGCGCGAGAUCUCCGGAUUCUCGACCCGAAUCUAUCUUACCCAUCCACUAUUCUUGGCCGAGAGAGAGCCAUUGUGCUCAAUUUGGAGCAUAUCAAGGCGAUCAUCACUUCCGAAGAGGUUUUGCUUCGGGAUCCAUCAGAUGAAAAUGUUAUUCCCGUUGUCGAGGAGCUUCAAAGACGCUUACCUGUUGGAAACGAAGCACACCAUGGUCAAGGAGAUGGAAAAGAGAGCUCAGGUGCACAAAUUGACGGUGAAACUGGUGAAGAAGAUGAAUCCCCAUUUGAAUUUAGGGCGCUGGAAGUUGCUUUGGAAGCAAUCUGUAGCUUCUUAGCUGCAAGGACAACAGAAUUAGAAACAGCUGCUUAUCCUGCUUUGGAUGAGCUUACCUCAAAGAUUAGUAGCCGUAACUUGGAUAGAGUUCGGAAAUUGAAGAGUGCCAUGACUCGGUUGACAGCUAGAGUUCAAAAGGUAAGAGAUGAGCUCGAACAAUUGCUGGAUGAUGACGAUGAUAUGGCGGAUCUUUACCUUUCAAGGAAACUUUCUAGUGCUUCUUCACCGGUUAGUAGUCCUGGUGAACCAAAUUGGUAUCCUACUUCCCCAACAAUAGGUUCUAAGAUUUCAAGAGCAAGUAGAGCGAGUCUAGCCACAGUUCGUGGGGAUGAACAUGAUGUUGAAGAACUUGAAAUGUUGCUCGAGGCAUACUUCAUGCAAAUCGACAGCACUUUGAACAGAUUAACAACAGUUAGAUUCUUGCUCUUUUGUUUCCUGUUAUUUGGCCCAGUCCUUUUUUAUCUCUCAUUUUUUUUGAUUUUGAUGCAGCUACGUGAGUAUAUCGAUGACACAGAGGAUUACAUUAACAUCCAGCUAGACAAUCAUCGUAAUCAGCUGAUUCAGUUGGAGCUUGUAUUAAGUUCUGGAACCGUUUGCUUAUCAGUGUACUCUCUUGUUGCUGGCAUUUUCGGGAUGAACAUUCCAUACACAUGGAACGAUAACCAUGGAUACAUGUUCAAAUAUGUCGUGAUCCUGACGGGGACAUUUUGUGCAGUCUUGUUCGUGUUCAUAAUGUCGUACGCUCGGUACAAAGGGCUUGUGGGAUCUUGAUGGGUGAUUUGGUAGAGAGAUUUUAUGAGUAGAGGAAGUUUAAAGAAAUCGACAAACAAAAAGCUGCAGAAGCAAUUGAGAAUUGUAAUUGUAAAGAUGAGCUUUACUCUAUACAUCGAUUCGUUACAAAUAGAGCCAUAUAGAACAAA